Pieris macdunnoughi is the source of this 1002-nucleotide messenger RNA. NCBI's taxonomy places the organism in Eukaryota, Metazoa, Arthropoda, Insecta, Lepidoptera, Pieridae. The record is from the annotation of a GenBank genome assembly.
AUGCUGUAUAUGCAUCAUACCAUUGGUGAAGACUUAGUAUUACCAUCGAUUAAAGAUGCUGUUGGAGUGAUGUUUGGAGAAAAAGAAGUGAAAGAAAUCGAGCGCAUACCACUAUCGAAUAAUACUGUUGCGCGAAGAAUUGACGAAAUGGCUGAAUGGACAGAAGAUGAAUUAAUCCAGCGAAUAAUUAAUAGUAAAUAUUAUGCUCUGCAACUAGAUGAGUCUACCGACGUGCAAGGCCUAUCUCAAUUAAUUGUUUUUGUGCGUUAUAUAUGGCAAGAAGAGGUGCAUGAAGACAUUUUGUUUUGCAAGCCAAUUAUUCGUGGAACAGCUGAGGUAAUUUUCAACGUAAUUGAUUCCCAUAUAAAAGGAAAAGCGUGGUUACAAGAAUUCUUGAACAAAGUCCCUAUGCUUCGUGGACACACUGUAGCCUUCAUAGCACUUCAAGCACUGGUUUCCAAAGCAUUGCCUGAUGAUUUCAAAACAGUUCUAAAUACAGCUGUUAAAAUUGUUAAUUAUAUUAAAACAAGACCCUUGCAAGCUCGCUUAUUUCGAAAGCUGUGUGAAGAAAUGGGUAGUCUUCAUACAUCUCACCUGUUGCAUACCGAAGUUCGUUGGUUAUCCAGGGGAAAAGUACUGACACGAUUAGUGGAAUUACGCCAUGAAGUUCUAAUUUACUUGGAAGGAAAAACUGAAUAUAUUGAACAUCUAACGGAUGAAGAAUUUAUUCUCAAGCUCACAUAUUUAGCGGAUAUUUUUUCGAAGUUAAAUGAACUCAAUUUGUAUUUGCAAGGUUCAAACGGAUCAAAUAUUUUUGCAGUUCACGAUAAAAUUCGGGCGUUUAUGAAAAAGCUUUUGCUGUGGAAGAGUUGUAUUGAGAUUGGGAAGUACGAUUGUUUUGAAACACUUGAAACGUUUAUUGUUGAAAACCAAGUGCAGCCAAAGAUGAACGUAGUCUUUGCAAUUUCUGCACAUUUAUCAUUGUUUAAAAAAAAAAAUUGA